AUGCCCUUUUGCACUAUGAUUUUUAUUAUAUUAUUCUAUCUCUCCGGUGUUCUUCUUGUUCUAAUAACAAGUAUGUUCUGGAUCCGACGCCAAAAGACAGCUGAUGAAUCUGGCAACCAUUCAAGAAUACAGCACCUAAAGAAUCUCAAGACCCGCCACGAGACUGCAUCUGAUUUGCUGGAGCUGGUUCAGAUAGAUGGUGCGGGAGCAUGGCCACCGCGCACAGAUUUUGAGUCAUGGCCAAGUCCAUUGCGCCCCUACCAUGAUAUCUACUUCAAUAUUAUACCGCUUCUGUCUACUGCAGAACCCUCACUAGAUGAUGCUGUCAACAAGAAACUAGUCGGCGACUUUCGAUCACGUAUGAGAAAGAUGCUCGCUGAAAGAAUAAAUCUUGCACAUGUCAAGGAAAUUAUGGCUGCGGCUGAGGCCGGGAAAUGGGAUAUCUUCCCUCGAGACACCUACAAUGGCUUCUACUGCUGCAUCGCUGUGUCGCGCCAUGCCUAUAGAUGGGGAACGAUUCCUGUUGUCGAAUUUGCCCAAAGAGAGCAGGUACUCGAGCUCCCACCUGAGCUUGACUUGCCCUGGGACUAUCUGCAGCGCAACUUUGGCGUCACCGCUGCGAGUGGGAACAAUACAGCAAAUGUCCUGCUCAAUAUUAACAAACGAGGCGAAAGAGUGUACAAGAUAAAUGUUGCAAUGUCAAGUCUAAUAAGAUCAUCAGAGGAGACAUUUUUCUGA
Molecule: messenger RNA, 738 nt
Organism: Trichophyton benhamiae CBS 112371
Lineage: Eukaryota; Fungi; Ascomycota; Eurotiomycetes; Onygenales; Arthrodermataceae
Exons: 2
Coding region: 1-738 (245 amino acids)
Biological process (GO): 'de novo' NAD+ biosynthetic process from L-tryptophan
Cellular component (GO): cytoplasm
Molecular function (GO): metal ion binding; indoleamine 2,3-dioxygenase activity; heme binding
Source: RefSeq, a predicted model, not a curated record